This is a messenger RNA of Hippocampus zosterae (dwarf seahorse), 1783 nucleotides long. Its product is annotated as collagenase 3-like. Gene Ontology annotation, biological process: proteolysis; collagen catabolic process; extracellular matrix organization. Gene Ontology annotation, molecular function: zinc ion binding; metalloendopeptidase activity. Gene Ontology annotation, cellular component: extracellular matrix. The record is from RefSeq and is a predicted model, not a curated record. The transcript is spliced from 10 exons. Bases 33 to 1442 code for a protein of 469 amino acids. Lineage: Eukaryota; Metazoa; Chordata; Actinopteri; Syngnathiformes; Syngnathidae.
CAGGGGCAACACAACACAAUCACUGAGGAAACAUGAGCUCCUUCAGCCUUUGCAUUGUACUGACCCUGGCUUUGGCAGUUUACUGUCUUCCAGUUGCAGAAAUUAAUCGUCAAGAUGAAAGUUUGGCAGAGGGUUACCUGAAGUUAUUCUUCAACCUAACGGAAGAAAGCGGACCUUCCAGACGUGGGAUCAGUCAGCUCAGCAAGCGGCUGAGUGAAAUGCAGAGGUUCUUUGGUUUACAAAUCACGGGAACGCUGGAUGCUGACACCUUGGCGAUGAUGAAGAAGCCCCGCUGUGGCGUGCCAGAUAAUAACUUGGCCCGUUUCUCCACUUUUGGAAACAACCUCAAGUGGCAGAAAAAAAGUCUGACAUACAGAAUAGAGAACUACACCCCCGACAUGUCACGCUCAGAAGUCGACAAUUCAAUCGAAAAAGCCCUGAACGUUUGGGCCAAAGUUACUCCUCUUAAAUUCACGAGAUUGUACAGCGGCACAGCGGACAUCAUGAUUUCAUUUGGUCGCCAGUCACAUGGUGAUUAUUACCCCUUCGAUGGCCCCGAUGGAACUCUGGCCCAUGCCUUCGCCCCAUCUUCUGGCAUUGGAGGAGAUGCUCACUUUGAUGAGGAUGAGACCUUUACCUUCCGAUCAAAUUCUGGAUAUGUCCUUUUCAUGGUUGCAGCCCAUGAGUUUGGUCACUCUUUGGGCUUAUCUCAUUCUGAUGACCCAGGCGCCCUCAUGUACCCCACGUACUCGUAUAGAAAUCCUGACACAUUCGUCCUGCCCCAGGAUGAUGUCAAAGGCAUCCAGACUUUAUAUGGCCCGAACACAGAUGCUCAGCCAGGACCUCCACCCCCCACAACUCCUGAUGCUUGUGACUCGACCAUGGUGCUUGAUGCUGUGGCUACCCUGCGAGGAGAAAUGCUUUUCUUUAAAGACGGUUUCUUGUGGCGAAGCUUCCCUCAGGCCAGGUCACCUCAGCAGAGUCGAAUCACCAACUUUUGGCCCAGUGCUCCAGUCAACAUCGAUGGCGCUUACGAGAACCAACAUGCCGACCGAGUCUACAUCUUCAAAGAUAAGCAAGUGUGGGCUUUCGCUGGCUACAAUCUAGUCCGUGGCUAUCCCCAAACACUCACUACAUUCGGCCUGCCCAGAAGUGUGAGGAAAAUUGACGCAGCGUUCUAUGAUGUGGAAUCAAGAAAGACUCUCUUUUUUGUGGGCAGUUAUUACUACAGUUUUGAUGAGGCCAAAAAGAGUGUGGACUCUGGAUUCCCCAAACGUAUUGAUGAGACAUUUUCUGGUCUGAGAAAAGUGACGGCGGCUUUCCAAUACAGAGGUUUUACCUACAUUUACAGUGGACCUUACAUGCUUGAGUACAACUUGGCCACAGGAAGAUUGUUCCGUGUACUGAGAAACAGCUACUUCUUACGUUGCACUAACUUCUAGACCAAAGUUUAUUUGGAAGCUACUCGUGUAAGAAAUAUUUCAGUAUUGUUGUCACUAAAUAUAUAUUUAUAAUCCAAACUAUGAAUUUCCCCCUCCCAAGUAAUCCCCCAGAGUCUAACGUACUUUCCAAGCCUUCUCUGCCACACACUGUCAGUUCCAUCAGGCCAUCCAAAACUUUCAGACAAACUUUAAAAGACAAGAGAGACUAUGAGUCAAGCAGAGUUGUCUUUUCUCACGAGCAGAGCGCACGAAUGUAAUCCAUUAUGAUCUCAGACCAGCUCUGGAGCUGAGAUGUUUAAACAGUUACAGUCUCGGUACAGCUCUGAAAAGCUACGCUCUCU